Hypoxylon trugodes is the source of this 1188-nucleotide messenger RNA. Its product is annotated as putative isomerase YbhE. NCBI's taxonomy places the organism in Eukaryota, Fungi, Ascomycota, Sordariomycetes, Xylariales, Hypoxylaceae. The coding region runs from base 1 to 1188 and encodes 395 amino acids. Gene Ontology annotation, molecular function: 6-phosphogluconolactonase activity; protein binding. The transcript has 2 exons. The record is from RefSeq and is a predicted model, not a curated record.
AUGGCAUCCCUUAAGACGUUGAUUCUAGGAUCUCUUAGCCUCGCACCUGAGGUGCUUGGCGCCAACCUUCUCGCGGCUCACUACACUGGAAAGAUCUACUCCCUUUCUUUCACUGGAAGUGGAAGCAAUGCCACAUUAGUCAGCAAAUCAUCUGUCUCUGGGUGUGGAACACUUCCCGCAUGGCUACACGUGGAUGCAAACGCUACCACUGUGUACUGUGUCGAUGAGGAUUGGAACGGAAGCGGUCUGCUUGCGUCUUACUCAAUCGGAGACGAUGGAAGUUUAAAACAAACUGGGCAGGCCGUUACUGCUGGUGCUAGUGUCCACGGUACGCCGUAUGGUUCUGGGGACCAGGAUGGCUACGGUUUCAUAGCGACAGUCGAAUAUGACCCGUCGACCGUAACAACAUACAAGCUUCCUCUUAGCAAUGGCACGAUCGUCCAGAACAGAGUGAAGUUCAACAUGUCUGAACCCGGUCCCAACGCACGACAGAACGCACCUCAUCCACACGCUACUCAGCUUGAUCCCACUGGACGAUACCUGAUAGUUCCGGACUUAGGUGCGGACUUAAUCCGCAUCUUCAGCAUUGAUGCUACAACCGGCGCCCUUACGGCGUGCGCUCCUGGUGUAGCUGGUGCAGGUGACGGACCCCGCCACGGUGCCUGGUGGGCCCCUCACACUGGAUCCACACUUGGACAGAGGCUCUACACAGUCAACGAGUUAGGAAACUCGGUCUCGUCCUGGACUGUUACCUACCCAGACGAUGGGUGCUUGACACUUGAGAGAAAGCAGACGCUCCCAACAUAUGCCGAAGGCCAUGCCGCUCCCAAUGGUUCCAAAGCCGCCGAGGUGCAUGUUGCGGGUACUUUCCUAUACGCGGCCAACCGAGCCGACGAGACCUUUGGUCCCCAGAACGAUUCCCUAGCCACGUACAGCAUUGACCCUACCACGGGCGACAUCACAUUCGUCGAGGCCACUCCCGCGCAUGCCUGGUUCCCCCGCAGUUUCUCUAUUAACAAGGCUGGUGAUUUGGUUGCUGUCGGUGGACAAACGAGCAGCAACGUGGCUAUCAUCGCGCGUGACCCCAAGACCGGAAAAUUAGGCGAUCUUGUGGCGAACCUCGCUGUCGCAACACCCGGAACGCCACAGCAGGAGGAUGGUCUAAGCACUGUUGUGUGGGUUGAAUAA